This is a messenger RNA of Chiloscyllium plagiosum (whitespotted bambooshark), 1344 nucleotides long. NCBI's taxonomy places the organism in Eukaryota, Metazoa, Chordata, Chondrichthyes, Orectolobiformes, Hemiscylliidae. The record is from RefSeq and is a predicted model, not a curated record.
CAGGUAUAGAGUUUUUAAUAUAUUUUAAAAAACUCUCAAGAAAUGAGUCUGGCUGCAUCGAAACGAUGACAUUCUGUACCUGUUGGAGGAACAUGGCUCAAGAAACCAAUCAGACUCAAGUGCCUAUGCUGUGUACCACUGGCUGUGGAUUUUAUGGGAACCCACGAACGAAUGGCAUGUGUUCAGUUUGCUAUAAGGAUUUUCUUCAAAGGCAAAACAAUAACGGUCGAAUCAGUCCUGUGUCUCCCAAUUUGAACAGUUUAUCUGAAGUGUAUCCUGUUCAAUGUACACAAGAUAAUCUCCCAGCAAUACCAUCAUUUUCCUCCUCCUCCUCCUCCACGUCAGGCCAAUCAAGUCCACAACCAAUAAUGGGAAGAGGGAAAAGGGGAAGAAAGCAAAGAGAGAAGAAGGGAAGAUCUAUUAAAAGAGAGGGAAGAAAGGGAAGGAAGAGAUCAGUGUCCAACCAGCUGCUGCUACUAUCCCGUGAAUCAGUAACAAAUCCCCAAACUGAUGGGGACCACACAGAAGAUAACCAAGCAAUGACUAAAAAAGAGUUGCAGGCUUCCUUAUCUGAAGAAAUUGCACAAACGUCCUCUGAUGGGCAGGACAAGUCUCCUGAAAAACCCAAGCAGAAGAAGAAUCGUUGUUUUACUUGCCGGAAAAAAGUAGGACUGACAGCCAGAACUCUGGGGCUGUUAACCUGGUCCAAUCAUUUUCUGAGAUUCACCUAGCUGACCACCUACCAAUCACAAUACACAGAACUUUGAAACUAACAUCACAGGUAGACUGGGUGGAGAAAAAGGCAUUUGGCCUGUUGGCCUUCGUACGUCAGAGCACGAAGUAUAGGAGUUGGGACUACAUGAUAUGGCUGUACAAGAUAUUGGUAAGGCCACAUUUGGAGUACUGCAUAUAAUUCUUCUGGUUACCUUUUUAUAUGGGAAGAAUGUUACUAAACUGGAAAGGAUGUAGAAAAGAUUUACAAGGAUAUUAUUGAGAUUGGAAGGCUUGAGUUGUAAGGAGAGGCUGGAUAGGCUGGGAUUUUUUUUUCCCCUGAAGCAUAGGAACCUGAGGAGUGACCUUCAGAAAUUUAUAAAAUCAUGAGAUAAGAUGAAUAGCCAAGGUCUUUUCUCUGGAACAGGGGAGUCCAAAACUAGAGGGCAUAUGUUUAAGCUGAGAGGGGAAAGCUGUAAAAGGGAUCAAAGGGACAACUUUCUCUGUGGUGUGUGUUUGAAAUGAGCUGCUGGAAGAAGUGGUAGAGACGAGUAAAGUUGUGACAUUUUAAAAUGUGUUUGUACAGUUAUAUGGGUAGGAAAGAUUUAGCAGGAUGUGGGCCAAAUGCAGGCA